This is a messenger RNA of Bactrocera neohumeralis, 3309 nucleotides long. RefSeq lists its product as uncharacterized. The record is from RefSeq and is a predicted model, not a curated record. The coding region runs from base 1714 to 2133 and encodes 139 amino acids. The transcript has 4 exons. NCBI's taxonomy places the organism in Eukaryota, Metazoa, Arthropoda, Insecta, Diptera, Tephritidae.
GCUCCAAGCGCUCAUAGAAGGUAUCUUUGGUCCUUCUCUUCCGUCGGGGCGUGGGCGCAAAUCAGCGAUAUGUUGAAGAACCUCGCUUUGAUGCGGAUUGUGGCUAGACGUUCCCCGGAGUGACCACACCAAACUUGCGCUCCUUUAUAUGGCCACUACAGUAAAUGUCACAAGGAUCUACUCGUCUCUGUCCUUGUCCCGUCCAUCGCAUUUCUUGGACAGCGGUGAUGUCAGCCUUUAUUUUUGCGAGGACAUCAACCAGCUGUGCAGCGGCAUCUUCCCAAUUAAGGGUCCGAACAUUCCAGGUGUAUGCCCACAAAUCGUAGUUCUUAUUUCGUUUGCCAUGGUCGUCAUCAAAAGCGGGGUCUCUCAUCCGAGGCUGUUUUUUCUUUUUCAUUGGUACUGAUUUUUACGUGGCGGGUCCCAAACCCAGCGCACAACCCUAUGUAGGGUAUGUUUCGCCUUCGAACGGAUGUUCUUAGGCUACCCAGAGGAUACUUGGUCAAAGACCGGAAGUAGUGAGCUGCUUGAGCCAUGUGUAAAAGAAUCAUUUCUGGCCACUCCCGGUCAAAGUGGGAAGAACAGCUGGAUUGCGACAAGCUACCAUUGUGGAAGGAUUGUGAAGCUACCUUAAAUAGGCGGUACCAGCACCUAUCAGCUGAAGGCGAAUCAUCUUCGAGGACGAGACCCAUAGCAGCAGCCAGCACGAACCACGUGAAGCAGCCUCACAUGAAUGGAACGAAGUCCGCUUUAGUUGCAGCGAAUACAAAGCAGCCGACAUGCCAGCAGUGUAAAUCGAAGGACAACUAUUUAACAGCUUGCCCCACUUUUAAAACUAUUUCUACUCAACAGAAAUUUGAGUUUGUCAAAUCGGUGCCCUUAUGCAUAAAUUGGUUACGUAAGGGAUCCAAAUGCAGAGCGGAUCGAUGUCGCGUGAGUUACGUCAGAGACUCCACCCAUUGUAUCAGUACAAUCCACUGCAAGCUAUUUUAAAUACGAAAUUUGAUAUUCCGUUCAAUUAGCUUCUUUAAUGUAUAAAAUGAUUAUUAAGCAAUAUAUCGCAAAACGACCACAGUAGUUGUUAAUUUUUAUUUACAUUUGCUUUGUCGCAACUUUGUCGAAAUUGAUAUCGCAUUCUAUUGCUUAUUGUUCUUUGCCACAACAAUGUUACAAAUCAACAUAUCUUGUAACAUUGUUGUUGCCAUUAUUUUAUUGAUUACAAACAAAUUAAAAGUGGUUGAACUCCGAAAUUAUUUUGAUGUUUACGUUAAAAUUUAUGAAUGAGUGAGCUAAGCAAAAUCUUUGUAUAAAAGCCAUGUAUUUCAAUUUUAUAUUAUUAUUCAAUAAAGUAAUAAUCAAGAAACCAUAACUCAAGUUUCUUUACUGGCGCAGUCGGUCGCGAAAUAAUUCUUAAGAAUUAUUGAAAUCGAAUCGUUUAUCAUUUUUUUAAAAAAGUGAUAUUUCAAACAAAAACUCAAUUAGGGAUUUCACAAGACGUACUAUUUGUCGUAUUUGGUCUAUUGCGCUAUUGUAAUACAACAGUUGUAAAAGUUUUGUUUUUGUUUCGCAAGUAAAAUUUUAAUAUCACAAUACAACUCUGAAAGGUAUGUUUGCCUUGCUAUUUGUGGAUGCUAUUCGAUCAGCUGUUUCUAUUUACAUUCUGAUUUUGUUAAUUUGUCUGCAGGCUAUUAGUUAAAAUAAUUAAAAACAAAAAUGGAAUCACCCCGAGAUAAUGACGUCAAAGCCAAGCGUAUCCGUUGCAACCCAACCCGUAAAUGGGCGGCAGCAGAAGAGAAGUCUCUAAUUGAGUUUCUGUUGGAAAAUCGGCAACUUGAGCCGUCCGCUCAAGCUUACUAUAAGCAGUUCUGCAUGGCAAAAAAUCUAACCAUGGAGUGGAAGCUUGUGCGUUCUAAAGUGCGGAACAUGAGAGUGAGCUACAACAAAGCGAAGACAUGGGAAGGCUCGACGGGAGCAGGUAGCAUGAGUGGCGAAACUAUUAAAAGUACUCUACUAAAAAUGUGCACUUUUUUUUACGAGCUCGAAGACAUUUUUGGGAGCAGAGUUAGUGAAUGUGCCGCAAUCGAAGAUACGAUUACGAUGCCGCUGAGUAUUUGGAUUUUGAAGGUGCUGUAGAAACUCAGAUAGCAGUACCGAUUGAAGAACCGGAGAGCUCCAAGGCCAAGGCAAGGAUUGUGUGUUACAUUUAAAUGGUAACGAAAGUUCUGCCGAAAUUAGUUGUACGCCAAGUACGAGCCGUAAGGGCAUAUACAGCAGAACGGGGGUUUCGGAAAUAAUGAAACUCCAAGCCGAAGUCAUUAGUUUCAAGAAAGAAAAACUAGAAGCAGAAUUGGCAGCAAGAGACAGGGAGUUAGUUAUAAGGGAAAGAUAAUUGGUGUUAAAAGAAAAGAAUUUUGAUUUGAAAGAAAGGAAUUUUAAAAGCGAAGAAAAGCUGAAAGUUCUUGAGCUCGAAAUGAAAGAGCGAUUAGCUAUGGAAGAGCUUAAGCUUAAAUAUAAACAAUUAUUUUAACGUAACUUAAAUGAUUUAAGGUAAUAUAGUGGCGAGCACAAAUGAGUAUAUGUACAUAUAGUGAUUUUUCUUACAAUAUUCGCAAUGCUUUUCAUGAUAAAUUUUUUCAUAAAUUUUUUAAACGAAUUAGUUCAAAAAGCAUAUAAAUCAAAAUUUCAAACAUUUUACAACAUUUAUAAAAAUCCAACAAACUCCCAUAUGAACUUUUAAAAAAUUUUUGAGUAAGUUACAAAUCCGUCAGCAAAAAAUGAUCUGAAAUCAACGGAAAUUUUAAGGCACUUGAAACUUGGCAUAAUAAUCUAAAAUAAAAUUUGUAACUUACUCGAAAAUUUCUUAAAAGUUCAUAUGGGAGUUUGUUGGAUUUUUAUAAAUGUUGUAAAAUGUUUGAAAUUUUGAUUUAUAUGCUUUUUGAACUAAUUCGUUUGAAAAAUUUGUCAUGAAAAGCAUUGCGAAUAUUGUAAGAAAAAUCACUAUACAUAUACUCAUUUGUGCUCGCCACUGUAAUAGAGUUUAAUUUAAUAUAUUGAAUUUGAUUUUGUUUAAAUUAAAAAAUGAAUUUCGUUAACUUAUAUUUUUAUUUAUACAUUCAAUUAAUUAAUGUUACGCCUGAAGUGCCAGAAAAUAGUUUUAAGAAACAACCGAAAGCUCUGUAAUAACGCUGCGAUAGUCCGGAGUUUAAAUAUGUAAACAUUUUAAUUAUAUAAGGUGUUCGUCAUAUCUAAAACAACAAAAUUUAAUGUAAUAAUUUUUUAUAAAAGUAUAGCUCAUUCUAUAAUAUAAAC